AUCUCAACACCAACAAGAUACAACCCCAAGAAGAAGAAGAAAACAUAUAGAAAAACAGAGAUUUUCAAUAAAGAUUCCUCUGUUUUUCUUCUUCUCUGUUUGCUAUUGUUCACCAUGACUACUGUUCUUCUUCCUCUAUUUCAUUUCUUGGUGGCAAAUGUCUCUGCUUCUAACUUCUUCUCUGAAACUCUCACUUCUUUCUAGUGACCUAAAUCACUAACUCCCACACAUACAAUCCCUUCGUUACCAAAAAAGAAUCUUUCCUUGUUUUUUCUUUCUAUCUUGUAGUAGUGAAAAAAAUAUCAUAAUGGACUCAGUUCAGUUUCAACACUUUAAGAUGAAGAAACCUAGAGGAUUCUUGAACUUCCAAACAAUAAGAUCAUUCAAAAGUUUAUUCAGACUCAUCGAACUGAUUCUUCUUCUAAUCUUGAUCUCCAAACUCUCUUUCCCUUCAGUGAAACUAUCCACUGACAUUUUCAGGGGAGCAGCAGAGUUUCUCGUUAGCCCGAGAUUCGUUUUCUUCAUAGGGAACGCUAUUGUAAUAACUCUUUUUGCGAUAUCCAGACGAUACAACUCGGCUCACGAGCCUAUCUCAAAGACAACAGAAGCUGUAAGCAACGAUCUUUACCAAGAGUUUCUUCAAGAGAGUGAGAAGAAGAGAUCCGAAGUUUAUGAGACGUCGAAAACAGAACAGCCCAAGAAGCCGAGUGGAGUGAAGAGACUUAGUUUCGAGAGAAGCCAAUCGCAGAAAGCGUUUGAGGUGGUUCACCCGCCUGAGAGUACAUGUGGUGGGAGAGUCAUGAAGAGGUAUGAGUCGGAGAAGCAUCUGAGGAUAUGUGAUACGGACAAGAAAGUAGUGGUGAGAGGUAAGAAGCCAGAAGAUAAAAUGAGCAACGAACAGUUUAGGACAAAGAUUGAAGCCUUCAUCGCGAGGCAAAAGAGGAUUCAGAAGGAUGACGAACACUUGAUAAUCUAGCCCAUCUUUUGUUACUGAAUGUUUUUGUUUCUUUUUAGUUAUAAACUUGGAUGCUCUGUUCAAAACAUUUCAUAGUCUUGUAAGUCGUAACUUUGCCUUGGUAAAAUUCUGUAUCCUAAGUCCUAACUCUUGUAAACCUUUAAAGUUGUUUAAGUAAAUAAUACAAAUGUUAUGGUA
Molecule: messenger RNA, 1153 nt
Organism: Brassica napus (rape)
Lineage: Eukaryota; Viridiplantae; Streptophyta; Magnoliopsida; Brassicales; Brassicaceae
Exons: 1
Coding region: 308-976 (222 amino acids)
Source: RefSeq, a predicted model, not a curated record